UGUUGCUCGGCACCCUUGGAGUGCCACUGUUAAUGGGUCUCAAAUCCGGGGCCAUCAACGCCCGGCCGAGUAAGGUUGCAAGUGGGCCAGCAAAUAUCUCCUGCACGCAACUGUCCAAGACCGCUGUUUCCCUUUGCCCCCCCAACAGAACGCGUUGCAGGACAUUUUGGAGCCGGACUACGCAUUCGACCCCGAGAAUAACUUCGUUUGAACGCACGCGUCGUGCGUCUUAUGAAUAUUUCACAAUCGCGCGGACCGUUUCAAGAGUACCAAGAUGGCGAGCGCUGUCAAGAAGCCCCCCGCGACUGGCCGCGAGACCCCGACAGGAACACCACAACGUCCGACUCCUAGAGCAGCGACACCAUCAUCAACCAGCAACCCUGGCAACGCUGGCGUUGCCCGCACCAGCUCGACACGCACCGGCACACCGGUCUCUGCUCGUGCUGCCGCCCAUCAGAGGCGCCAGUCGAUGAUGAGCAACGGAACAGCGGUCAACGGCAAAGGCAGAAAUUCGCCGGACCUUGAACGCGAGGAGGCUAUCCGCGCCGAAACGAUGGCCGUAAUAGACGACCUGAAGGAACGACUAGCGCAGGCUGAGUCGUCCUCCGAGACGUACAAGCGGCAGGCGGAGGUGUUGCAGAGCAAGCUGGACGAUGCGUUGAAGGAGCAGGCAAAGCUGGAGGAGAAGGUGCACGAAAGCGAGGAGCAAAUCGAGUCACUUACCAACGAGAAACGCGAAGUUGCUCGGCAGAUGCGCGAGAUGGAAACCAUAUACGAGGCGGAGCGCAGCGCCAUGAUGAAGGAGAAGGAGGAGAUGGCCAACCGAGAAGAAGAGAUGCAGGCAGUCAUUCAGAGGCUGAAGGACAGCCUGGCGCAGAGGAACCUCGACGAGGACCGCCCAACCAGGCAAUCGGUGAAUAGCUCGCCAAGCAUCGACAAUGGAAGCUUUGCGCCGCCAUCUUCUAUCCAGCGCAGCGACUCGCGGAACAAUUCCAAACUGUUGCUGCAGAAGGACAAGCUGAUCGAGUCGCUGAGACUCGAGCUGGCCGAGGCGCAGAUCAAGUUGGUCGAGUCGCAAAAUCAAGGCGGCGGUCGGCUGCAGGAGGUCGAGCGCCAACUCAUGGAGGCCCGUGUGGCCAAUGCGAGGCUAAUGGAAGACAAUGAGAGCUACCAGCUCCUUUUGCAAGAUCGUACGCUCAAAGGAGACUUCGCCACCAACGACUUCAGCUACUCUGGCGGCGCCUCGGCGAACCAAGACGCCCUGGCGGCGCUAGAGGGGAGGACCAACGGCACCAGCUUGGCCGAAGAGCUUUCGGGAGCCAACGAGGAAGACACGGAGACGCAGCGACGGCUGGAGACGGAAUUGAAGAAUGUUAAGGACCAGAACAAGGCCCUGACACUUUACAUCAACAAGAUCAUAGAACGGCUGUUGCAGCACCAGGGAUUCGAGCACAUCCUUGACCAGACAAACGAUGCCAAGGGCAGUGCUCCCGACACCAACAAAGACCUCCCUCCCCCGCCGCCUCCGAAGCCCGCCGCGGGGCCAUCGCUCCUCCAACGCGCCAAGUCUAUGGCGAUCGGCAGCGGGAGCUCCGCCGCAACGAGGCCCAAACCCCGGCCUAUGACCUUCGCGCCUUCGGCCAACCAAACCAGCGCCGCCUCCGCGAUUAGCAACCCAGACACGGCGCCCAGCAUCCCCAUCGGCCUGAACCGGUCAGCCAGCAGCCGGCGGAGUCGGCCCAUGAGCGAGCAAUACACCAGCGUAGCCGGUGCCGCCAGCAUCGUCAACGCCAUGUACAAGGGCCCCGGCGCCGUCGACGGCCCGCUCUCGCCGUCGCUGCGCUCCAGCGGAACCUUCUUCAACCUGCCGCAGGGCGCCGGCAACCGCACGAGCGCCAGCACCAGCGGCAACUUCCCGGGCAUGAGGUCCGAGACGAGCAGCACCAGCGGCGAGUCGGUGUCGGCCGCGACACCCAACACCGAGGUGAGGAGCACCAGCAGCAGCGCCUCGCCGACCCAGAGCCCGCCGCGGUCGGUGCACCAUCACGAGAAGGGCGCCACGUUCGCGGGGAACAAGCCCAGGCCGCUGAGGCUGGUGCAGGAGACGGCCGAGGCGGCGGCGGCGGCGGCGAAUGCGAACAGGAGGCAGAGCUGGCUCGGUUUCUUGGGCGGUGGCUUUGGCGGGAAGAAGGAGGAGACCACUACCUCGGGUGUCGGGGGCGAGGUUAUCCGGGAGUGAGAGAUGGUAAUGAGAAUGAUGAUGUGCGGUGACUUAUCCUUAAAGAUUGUCCGAGGGAUCUAUUUUCUUGUUUUCCUAACCUUUUUUUCUUUCUUAUCAGCUUGUCUGCAUCUCCCUCAGAAAGAGGAUGUCCACUUGUUUUUCUGUCGUCG
Molecule: messenger RNA, 2391 nt
Organism: Chaetomium strumarium
Lineage: Eukaryota; Fungi; Ascomycota; Sordariomycetes; Sordariales; Chaetomiaceae
Exons: 2
Coding region: 275-2239 (654 amino acids)
Source: RefSeq, a predicted model, not a curated record